Molecule: messenger RNA, 2845 nt
Organism: Pocillopora damicornis (cauliflower coral)
Lineage: Eukaryota; Metazoa; Cnidaria; Anthozoa; Scleractinia; Pocilloporidae
Cellular component (GO): extracellular region; extracellular matrix
Molecular function (GO): peptidase inhibitor activity; extracellular matrix structural constituent
Source: RefSeq, a predicted model, not a curated record
UCCCGGACGUGAUGGUAUACCAGGAAGUACAGGAGACGGCGGUCCUCAGGGUAAACAAGGCGAAAGUGGGCCUAACGGACCACCUGGGCGGACAGGGCAAAUGGGCCUACAUGGAUUGAUGGGCCUCAAGGGAAUCAUUGGUGAGGUUGGCUCUAAGGGUGACUCAGGAGAUCCUGGUGCAAGCGGAAAAGAUGGAGCCACAGGGAAGCAGGGGGAGGCUGGAAGGCCAGGUCAAAGAGGUUCACCCGGAGACAGAGGAAGAGAAGGAACCAAAGGAUCUGCAGGACCCGUCGGAAACCCUGGACGUGAUGGAUUCAAGGGUGUGGCGGGAGAAGCAGGUGCUCAGGGAACAACUGGGCAGCCUGGCCUUCCUGGCUUUUCCGGGUCCACAGGGACGAGGGGAGUCCCUGGACCGAGUGGCGUGGACGGAGGAAGAGGAGAGUCAGGCGGUUCGGGACUCGAGGGAUUAGCCGGUGAAGCGGGAGAUGCCGGUGAACCUGGAGAAAAUGGAGAAACUGGAGCACUUGGAAAUAAGGGAGAGCGCGGUGUUCCUGGUCAGCAGGGUCCCUCAGGGAAACCAGGCUUGAAGGGACCAGAAGGGUCUGUUGGGCAGAAAGGAGGACUGGGUCGAACCGGUCCAAGGGGUGAAGAUGGAGCACAGGGACGAGCUGGUAUACAAGGCUCUCAAGGUUCACUGGGAAUUGACGGUCUGAAAGGUUUUCAAGGAGAAAGGGGAGAUGUUGGCCACAGGGGACCUGAAGGAGAACGGGGUAUGUCUGGACCUCCUGGACCCCCGGGACCCACGGCAGACAUAAGAUCUCUCAGUGGCUAUGUUCAGCGCUUGAAUAACAGAGGCACUGGCUCUUUCAACGUUGAAAACGAAAAAGCAAAGCUGUAUAGAGGCUCUAAAGAUCAGAGCGGGGAGGCUUUAAUAGAUCCAGUUAAACUUACUUUAGCUUUGAUGCAUUACGAAGUUAAACUUUACAAGCAGCCUAAUGGCACCAAAGAAUUUCCAGCCCGAACGUGUAGAGACCUCGUCACGUGGUAUCCAGGUCUUAUCAGCGGUGACUUUUGGAUUGACCCAAACGAUGGCGUGCCUGAUGAUGCUGUAAAAGUUCACUGUGACUUCUCCUUCAACGCAACCUGUUUGUACGCCAACAAUGAAAAAAAGCCAUUCACGAUCAGAAAAAAGAAAUGGUUCUCAGGAACUGAUGAAUACAAAUGGCUUGGAGAAGAUCUUGGCGCCUUUAACAAGAUCAAGUACGUCAAGUACUCCAGUCAACUCUCAUUUCUCCGCCUGCUAAGUGACCGCGCCCGCCAGAAUAUCACCUACCAUUGCAAAGACUCUGUAGCCUGGUAUGACCAAGAGCUUGAUGACGUCACAAAGUCAUUGAAAAUCAAGACUGAUAAUGGCGUGAUUAUACACUCAAGUUCGUCUAACAAGUUCAAGCCCAGUGUACUCGCGGACAAUUGUCGAGUUAAGAACGGCACGUGGCUUUACACCAUUAUUCAAGUGGACACGCCCAAACCAAACCGACUUCCAAUACGAGAUGUAGCUGCCUACGACAUCGGAGACGAAAACGAAGAAUUUGGACUCGAAAUUGGACCUGUUUGCUUUUAUUAGUCUCCUUAGUCUCUCUUUUAUCUUCUUUUAUCGUCCCGCUCAAGUAAACUCAGGGAAUUUGUACCAUAUGUUUUAACUUAUUGUUUGGACUGCUUAAAUAAUAGUUGUAUUUGCUAAUUAUAAUUGAGUUAAUUCUUCACCUGUUGUUUGAGUUAUUAGAAGUCUAUUUAAGCAGUAGACCGCACUUUCUGUUGGUUUACCGGCGUUAUAACUCAGGCGAGACGUUGGGAGAACACGAGCAAAGUUUGUAAAUUAAGAGCCGGAGCCGAGUGAUUUACAAACUCUUCGAGUAUUACGCCGGUAAACCAACAGAAAGUGCGGCCAAACGCUUUUACGAAAUGACCUUCAAUUUCCUAUGGGUUUACCAGUGCAAUAAACGAUAGGUUUUAACCAGUCAGGGCGCUCUCUAGUAUCUCAGUUAUUUUGUAAAACGCAUCAAUACUUUUUCCGUGGCAAACCUUACUAUUACAAUACAUGUUUCAUCGGUUCUACCCAUGUCAGUGCUUCGAAAACGACUAGCUUUGAAAAGAUUUGAUGUUCAAAGUUAUGUAUUUAAAUCUCAGUGAGAAAAGUACUAGACUUUGCCUCGCUUGCCGGAGGUAAUUUUCACUCCGGCGAAAUUAAUGAGCAAAGUGUUCAGGGAAGUUUUGGAAUUGAUCAAAGAACACUGGUGUGGUUACAAUGCAAAUAUUUUGAACCCCAUUCACAGGUUAGUGAUUUUCAGACCCUGCUGUAACUUCAAUCACAAAUAAGCUAACUCUUUGAUCCCUCUGAGUAACUGGAAUUACACAGGAAUUACACAAGGAAAGUCAAAGGAAUUAAGGAAAUGAUCACCAACUAAACAAGCUCUUGAUUGUUAAGCAAAUUUUUCGUGUCAGCACCUUAGGAAAGUUAUAGAGAACAGUGUGGAUAAUAUGCAUAAUGAUGUUUAAUUGUAACGGGUUACAGAAGUGCUCUCAUAAAGUACUUGAUCCUGUUGCAAGUGGUUGUUUUCAAAUUGUGCCUGUAAUAAAGAUGCGCUUUUUUAAUUUUCUCAUCUCACGAAAGGCCAAGCUCAUGGCUCUUAUAAAAUUACCCCUUUGUGUAGUCUACUACCACAAGCAAACCUCUUUGCAAUGUUAACAGUGUGAAGUGUAGUUUUAAUGUUAUUGUUGCAAUGACGAGUAAGCUAUUGCAAGCACUCUGUUGCGCAUAAUCCUAGAAAAGCAACAAAUAAAAAAA